Messenger RNA from Phacochoerus africanus (Common warthog), 1613 nucleotides. RefSeq names its product transducin beta like 2 (gene TBL2). Gene Ontology annotation, biological process: endoplasmic reticulum unfolded protein response. The record is from RefSeq and is a predicted model, not a curated record. Lineage: Eukaryota; Metazoa; Chordata; Mammalia; Artiodactyla; Suidae. Gene Ontology annotation, molecular function: protein binding. The transcript is spliced from 7 exons. Bases 59 to 1390 code for a protein of 443 amino acids. Gene Ontology annotation, cellular component: endoplasmic reticulum.
GCGGAAACGUGCAGGCGCCCGGGAAGCCAGAGGCUGAGGUGGCAUCGGCCCUGAAAACAUGGAGCUGCCGCAGAUGCCGGAGCUGAUGGGGCUGUCGCUGUUACUCGGGCUGCUGGCCCUGAUGGCAACAGCGGCGGUAGCGCGAGGGUGGCUGCGCGCAGAGGAAGAGACCGGCCGGCCCGUCGGCCAGAAAGCAAAUGGAUUGCCACCUGACAAGUCCUUGAAAUCCAAGAAGCAGAAACAGCGGAUUCGCAAGGAGAAGCCUCAGCAACACAACUUCACCCACCGCCUCCUGGCUGCAGCCUUGAAGAGCCACAAUGGGAACAUAUCUUGCAUGGACUUUAGCAGCAAUGGCAAGUACCUGGCCACCUGUGCAGAUGAUCGUACCAUCCGCAUCUGGAGCACCAAGGAUUUCCUGCAGCGGGAGCAUCGCAGCAUGAGAGCAAAUGUGGAGCUGGACCAUGCCAUCCUGGUGCGCUUCAGCCCUGACUGCAGAGCUUUCAUCGUCUGGCUGGCGAAUGGAGACACCCUCCGUGUCUUCAAGAUGACUAAGCGAGAGGACGGAGGUUAUACUUUCACAGCCACCCCAGAGGACUUUCCUAAAAAGCACAAAGCUUCCAUCGUCAACAUUGGCAUUGCUGACACAGGGAAGUUCAUCAUGACUGCUUCCAGUGACACGACCAUCCUCAUCUGGAAUCUGAAAGGUCAGGUGCUGUCCACCAUCAACACCAACCAGAUGAAUAAUACGUAUGCGGCUAUAUCCCCCUGUAGCAGGUUUGUGGCCUCGUGUGGCUUCACCCCAGAUGUAAAAGUUUGGGAAGUCUGCUUUGGGAAAAAAGGGGACUUUCAGGAAGUUGUUCGAGCUUUUGAACUGAAGGGCCACUCUGCAGCUGUCCACUUCUUCGCUUUCUCCAAUGACUCCCGGAGGAUGGCCUCUGUCUCCAAGGACGGUACCUGGAAACUGUGGGACACAGAUGUGGAGUACAAGAAGCAACAGGACCCCUACUUGCUGAGGACAGGCCGCUUUCAAGAAGCGAGCACCAUGCCGUGUCGCCUGGCACUCUCCCCUGACUCCCAAGUCUUGGCCUUGGCCUGUGGCACCAGUAUUCGUCUGUACAGUACCCGGCGGGGUGAGGAGGAGGAGCGCUUUGAGCAGGUCCAUGGAGAGUGUAUCACUGACUUGUCCUUUGACAUCACUGGCCGGUUUCUGGCCUCCUGCGGGGACCGGGCGGUGCGGCUCUUCCACAACGCCCCUGGCCACCGAGCAGUGGUGGAAGAGAUGCAGGGCCUUUUGAAGCGGGCCUCCAAUGAGAGCACCCGCCAGAGGCUACAGCAGCAGCUGACUCAGGCCCAGGAGGCCCUGAAGAGCCUGGGUGCCUUGAAGAAAUGACUCUGGGGGGUACAGCACUGCUGCCGCCACUGCUGCCUCUUCUCCAGGUACACCCUGGCUGGAAACCGUUCAAAAGGAGUGUCCUAAUUUUCUUAAUGGUGGCUCCUCUCUUUUCCCAUUGAAACUAUUCUUGCCUACUUAGAUCUCUCUCUCCCUUCUUGCUGGUUGUGACUCUUGGCCUUACUUGACCUCCCAGGCUAAUGAUCAAGGUGCUUCUCUUUUU